Messenger RNA from Marchantia polymorpha subsp. ruderalis, 1973 nucleotides. Lineage: Eukaryota; Viridiplantae; Streptophyta; Marchantiopsida; Marchantiales; Marchantiaceae. The record is from the annotation of a GenBank genome assembly.
GAAGCGGGACGAGAGGAACAAAAAGGGAGCGAAGGCAAGGGCCGAAGGGCUGUGGAAGCCAUUUAUCCGCAGAGCCUUGGAAGCUGGAUUUGAGCAAGAAAAAGCUGCGAUCGGAUCGCUGCCGUAUGGGGAUGGUAAUGGAAGUAUAAGCUCAAUCAUGGAAGGUGGAAGUCUGCGCACCAGCAGAGAGUUUUAAAUGCUGCAAGAAGAAUUCUUUUGACGAAGAGAAGCCGGGAUGAUGGUAAUAAAGCUGAAUUCGCACAUCUGGUGAAGAAGGUCAAUCUGCACAAGAUCACGAGCCGUACCGUGGGACGAUUGAGAGAAGAAGGUCUAGUUGCUAUGGAGCAGCUGUAUUGAUUAACAUAAUACAUGUUGAUUUGGGAUGCUUAGUGUUCUGCAGAUUUACAUCUGUGCCAGUCGCUGCUGCUUUUAAGGAUUUUGCUGAAAUAAGAAGGGCAAAAACCCUGUAACAGCAGCAUGGCGACUCCAACAGAUGAUCAAAUCUGCGGAGACAAUUCAUCUCCCAACGGAAGUGUAAGAAGUUCUGAAAUGAGUACAUCGCCUCGAAUGGGCAGUUCGCCGACAGAUAGAGACGACCUUUCGGAGACGGAGUCGUCCCUCGAGUGGGAUGCUGAGCAGCAGAGGGCGUUCACAGAGAAAAGACGAUUAUCACAUUUUGCUAAGGAUCGCGGUUUGAGUCUAAAAAUCACUCCAUCUCCCUCCCUUUCAGAUUACGAGUCCGAGAGUGAACUUACACCUGGUGGAACUCCUACGUCUAACUCCAAGCGUUGGAAGUCUUUCAAGAUCGGGGCUUUAUUCAGUCGAUUCCAGCGACAACAAACCAUGCCCAAUAGAUCUCGGACCCCCGACUCACCAGGUUCUGCGAAAGAGUAUGGCAGACCACAUGAUGACAUAUUUGCGGGGGAGAGUAGGUCCUACAUGGUGCCAUAUGACACGGUUGAUUCUGAUUUACAAGUGGCUUCACCUAAGAAGAUAAUUUCGAUCAGAGGCCUGAUUAAGGUUUGCGGUCGAGAUGCUUGCGGGCGACCCAUAGUGGUCAUUGAUACAAGUUAUUGUCCACCUCCAUACAUGAGAUUUGCAGCCUUGGGGCAUAUUCGAGAGAAAAUGGAGCCAAUUGUGGAGGCAGGAGAGUAUAACUUGGUUUUCGUCAUGUCGCCUAAUCCAAGUAAAGGAAGUGCUCAUAAAGAGGUUCCAACAAUGUGGUGCUUGGACGUUUACCGCAAGCUACCGUACGCCUAUAAGAAAAAUGUGCAACGAGUUGUCUUCAUUCAUCCCACGUUUUUUGUAAAUCUAGUUUUGAACAUUCUCCGACCGUUCAUGAGUGGAAAGGCUCAUGAGAAGAUAGUACGAGUUCAUCAAUUGUCUGAUCUUGAGAAAGCCAGCGACGGCGAUAUUACUUUGGAUAAGCUGUACCUUGCAUCACAUGUAUAUUUACAUGACAAAUCGCUAGCAGCAGCGGGGAACCCUGAGGACUAUGCGUAUGAAUGAACUAGGCAAAAAGUUUCCUCUUUAAGUUGUGCUAACGCUUUGUUUAUAGAAUCCUUCUUCAUCAAGUGGUUUCGAGUGUAUAUUACCUACAGUACACAGUCACUUUCUUCUUCUCAAAAAAUCUCUCAAACCUAUCCCUCGUUGCUUGCUUCGGAUCGAAAACAUUAUUCCUCAUCGAAGCUUCAACGUUGAGACCGCUAGGUCAAGGUCAGGUCAGGUUUCGUUGUAGCUGGUCGUGAUAGUCAAUUAUCAUAGCAGGUGUGAAGAUAGACCACCAUAUCAUAAUCUUUAGUUCUACUAUCUAUCGAUUUAUUAUUAAUCGCGCCUUCUCGUCUCUGAACGGUGUAACAGCUUCUGAGUGGUUGUUUUCUAUUUCAGAAGCUUGUACUAUUGAAGCCACCCUGAAAGAUCUGUGCAUAUUAAUUGAAAUCCAAAUUGAGGUGUAAAAGGACGCUCUCUUUAUG